AAACUCGACAGCAUUACAUUAAAUUGCCAGUUUCAAAAAGACAAAAAAAUCAAUUCGAAAUAUUUUCGUUUUUUUUUUUCAGUCUAUUUUCUUUUUUUUGUUGUAUACUUUAACAAAAUUUUGUGUUUGUUUUAAGGAAAGCGCGAGUUUUAAGUGCAAUAGAGCAGCUGUAGCUAUGGCCAGUUCAAAUGUAUCAGAUUGGGAUGAGGCGCUGCCCACAUCGACAACUGAAGAAGCUGAAGAGGAGGAUACCGACUAUUGCAGCCCAGAGAAUCGAGAAAAACGGCAGCAGGAAAAUGUCGCCAAACUGCAAUCCUAUGUGCAACGCAUGGCCUAUCAGCCGGCGCUGCCACCCAAGGCCCGAGCCUACGACGUAGCCCUAUCCAAACCCAAAAAGUACACACUCUUUGACAACUAUGACCAGUUCAAGAAGGUCUACGAUCCCAAGUUGCGGGCCAAGCGCAUCAAGCGCAUGCUGCGCAAAUACAAUGCGAUUACAACAGAGCAGCUGGAGGAUGUGCUCAAGAGCACCAAGAAGAAGGAGCGUCGCAAGGAGGAUUUCCUCAAGCGCAAACAGGAGAUGUACUACAAUAUGCUGUCCAAAAUGGAACGGCAAUGCCGUUCGCAGUAUCUCAAUGUGCUGAUCAAGAAGUUUGCCAAGUUUAUCGCGCAUCUGGGGACAACGAUGCGUAUACCACCGCAGCUGGUCGAUCCGUAUGCGCGUAUGCAGCGUGGCAUCUUCUGCAAUAUACUGCUGGCAAUUGGUGUGCAGCCCACAUCACAAUCGGCCAUCUAUUAUACCAGUCAGGAUGCCAUUGAAUAUGAUGUGUGCCAUCGCUUGGCCCAUGCGCUACUUAGUCUGAUUAUUAAGGCACUGGACACGGCGGCGACGCGCGAUCCCAACGAGGUGACCAAUACGGCGGCAACGGCACCAGAUGCCGACUUCAAAAUGGACAACUACAUAAGGGAGCGCCUCAUGUGCGCCGCCAAAAAGAAGGUGAGGAAUGAGCGGCGGAAACGAGAAUUCCCAUUGAACUAUGAUGCCUUCCGGAAAUGCACCCGUCUCGACUGCGACUAACCGGAAUGCCAAUUGAAUCGUAUUGACAUUCUUCAUCACUUGUGUGGGCUGCCCAUUAAAAAUACAUACAUAUUAUGUACA
This is a messenger RNA of Drosophila grimshawi, 1159 nucleotides long. RefSeq lists its product as uncharacterized. Bases 176 to 1078 code for a protein of 300 amino acids. The transcript is spliced from 2 exons. NCBI's taxonomy places the organism in Eukaryota, Metazoa, Arthropoda, Insecta, Diptera, Drosophilidae. The record is from RefSeq and is a predicted model, not a curated record.